Messenger RNA from Megalobrama amblycephala (Wuchang bream), 2173 nucleotides. Its product is annotated as olfactory receptor 1M1-like. The transcript has 2 exons. Gene Ontology annotation, molecular function: G protein-coupled receptor activity; olfactory receptor activity. The record is from RefSeq and is a predicted model, not a curated record. Gene Ontology annotation, cellular component: membrane. NCBI's taxonomy places the organism in Eukaryota, Metazoa, Chordata, Actinopteri, Cypriniformes, Xenocyprididae. Gene Ontology annotation, biological process: G protein-coupled receptor signaling pathway. Bases 324 to 1295 code for a protein of 323 amino acids.
CACAAAGAGUAGGUGUUGUAGAGAUUGUUUUCAGAUUAUAAAACAUCAAUUCAAACAGUGGGGGGAGGGGACACUUACUACAGCAUACAAAGAUUACAUCAUUGUUCUCAAGAGAUGAAUCAGAAAAAUAUAUUUGGAUUCAGUAACUCAGGCAGUCAAUUAUCUCUGCAGCAUGACAGAAUAAGGAUGAGCACUGGAUUUACAGCUGUGUAAUUAAAAGCAGCUCACAAGCGUUCAGACAGUCACUGUCAUUGUUUGAUCUGACUCCAAAAGAUUUAUGUUUAUUUAUACAGCUUGUGCAAAACAACAAAUGCAAAGCUGCAAUGAGUUCUAUAAAUGCCAGUUUUUCCCAGAGUAUCCUCAUUGUUCAUCCUGAAUACUUUUUCAUCAUUGGACUUUCAGGUAUACCGUACAGCACUUAUUACUAUAUUUUCCUAUUUAUCACAUAUUUCUUUUCUAUAAUUGGGAACUCUAUAGUCAUUCUUAUUAUAGCUCUAGACCGAAACCUGCACAGUCCAAAGUACAUUGGCGUGUUUAACUUGGCCUUGGCUGACAUUGGUGAAAUUAAUGCACUGAUUCCUAACAUGAUGAGGACUUUUCUGUUUAACUCACAGUACAUUUCCUUCAAUGCUUGUUUAGCAAACAUGUUUUUUGUGUUCUUCUUCAGUUCUAUGCAAAGUUUCACACUUCUUGUUUUGGCAUAUGAUCGCUUCAUUGCUAUUUGUUUGCCAUUAAGAUAUCAUGCUCUUGUGAACAAUACUAGUAUGGCUUUAAUUUUCACAGCAGUAUAUGUAUUUAAUUGUACUGUGGUGUCCAUGAUGGUGUCUUUUAUCACCCGACUUUCAUUCUGUGAAUCUAAUAUGAUACCAAGUUAUUUUUGUGAUCAUGGACCAAUUUAUAGGUUGGCAUGUAAUGACAAUAGCCUUAAUAAGUUUAUGGCAUUUCUCAUUGCAUCUUUAUAUUUUAUAGUACCAUUGGUCAUUAUAGUCCUGUCAUAUCUGGGCAUUUUUCUUGCUUUAACCAAAAUUACAUCUUGGGAAGGGCGUUUAAAAGCCCUAAAGACCUGUGUUUCACACCUUUUGUUAGUAGGAACAUUUUUUCUUCCCAUUUUCUGUGUAUACUUUUCGCAACUCUUGCUGUCUCUCUCACCCAAUGCAAGGGUCAUCUGCACAUCUCUGGCAUAUGCUGUUCCACCAAUGCUAAAUCCCAUCAUUUAUGUCUUAAACACAGCUGAAAUCAAAGAUAUAAUUCAAAAAGUGUUUAGAAACAGAUCUGUUGAAAGUAUUUCAAAAUGAUUAAAAUGUCUAUGAAUUUAUGUUGUAAAAAUGGGAAUUAGAUUACCCAUAUGAAGACUGCAUGCUCAGGUCUCACAGUGGUUUCUAUGAUUUACAAUACAAAAUAAUGUUAUUUAUAUGCUUAAUAAUUUAUGAAUCCAGCUAAUUUCAAAUGUCUAUAUUGUAAUGCUUGAAUUCUUAGUUACUGAUCCCAGGACUAAACAAACAGACAAACAACAACAACAACAACAACAACAACAAAAACACACUUAUUUUAAUUACUUUUUGUGAGCAAUCAUUAUUAUGUUGACAUUUAAUGUUAACAUCUUUCACUGUCAUUUUUUUCUCAUGAAAUGCUUGAUUUUUUAAAAUAAAACAAUAUUUCCUAAUGUAUUCCUAAUUUAAUUUGUAAUACAGAGGACCAUUUUGACGAGCAUGAUGGUCUGAGAUCUGCUGAUAUGGCUCUUUUUAUUGUCUUUCUGCAUUUGUGGUUUUCUCAUUUAUUUUUCUUUGCUGUGCCGUAAUUAAUAAAAAGUGUAACACAGAGAUGUUUUGGCAGUUUAUUUAGAGUGACCUGGAAGGGACAUGAUCUUUUCUCUUAAUUUUGUUGUGGCUACAACAUCAUAGACCCUUUUCAUGUUACGUCAUAUAACGUUCUGACUCUAAGUGUGUGUACUUCCACCAGUGGAAUGAUAGUGCCACUAGCAUUACGUUCACACAGUCUCUGGUACAUCUGCCACAAAUAAUGCUAGAGCAGUGGUUCUCAACCAGGGGGCCUCAGUGGUCCUCCAGGGGGGCUGUGAGAUAACUUAAAAUUAAUUUACAUAUAUGAACAUAAUUUAUUAAUUUAUUAUUAAUAUGUUAAAUAAAUAAAUAAAUUAAAACAAAUGACCUCUCUG